AUGGCAUGCGGUAGCGGCUUGCACCUUGGGAGAGAAUUGCACUUGAAGCUGUACCAUGACGCGCAAGAUCAGUGCAGUACGACCAUCAAAAGCGUUGAUUAUGCCGCCAAAGGUCUCCUGGAAGACGCGUUCUGGACACAGGCGAAUAUAUACCCUCCGCUCCUUCGCAAAAACCAGAUCGUUCCAGGCACCGAGGACUACUCGUUAACCCUGCAUCUUGCUGCCUUAGCUCUAGGAUUGCGCCAUGCAGACUGUCGCCGCAGCGAACUGGCAAACUUCCGGUCAGAAGGUCGCGAGUCGUCCUUACAUCGCCUACUGCGAACCGUAAUCGAUAGUCAAAUAUCAGCCGCGGACACUCUCGAUGUUCUACAAGCCGUUGUUAUUUUAUCCAAUCUCGAAUAUUCGUCUGGAAGGUAUCUUUCGGCGACGUCUUAUCUUCAUUAUGCAUGUGUGCGUAUUUCGAAACCAGCCAACGAUGUGAUUUCUCACGAGCUGAGCUUUUCUGACAACGAUGUACUCCUCCGACGAGCUGUGCUUAGAACCUGCGAGUUUCUGCAAAUGCAAUGGAUGGUCUUUCUCCCAGAAACUCUUUCUGGACUGCACAUACCGCCAGCGGUUACAGCGAGGCUAUCGCACAACUCCAAAACAAUCCAUUCUUGGGUCAAAUAUGGUGGGACCAAUGACACCUUCUCAAUCUAUCAUGCCUUGCUCGACUUGCUCGCAGUAGUGCUAUCAAUUACACAAAUAUCUGCUCCUCCAGCAGACAGCUACCACGAAACAGUCUUUGCUCAACUUUGCAAGCUGGAGACUAGGCAGGCACAUUUUCGCCGAACCAUCCCAGAACGAUUUCAGUGGCGCAAGGACACUUGGCGAACUGCGUCCGUCCCGAUGUUCCUCCUGCAUUUGCAGUUUUGUGUGGUUUCAGUCCUGCUGUAUGGAAGACUGGCGCAAGCUGCAAAACUCAACUGCAUCGACAAGCUUCCCCAUUCUCUGGACGAAACAUUGGGCAGGUACUACGGUAGACUAAAGCGAGGGGCUGAUAAGUUGGCAUGUUCCAUCCCACGGUUCUUUGAGCGUUUCGACACCCACUUUGCCCCUGCAACCAUGGUGAUCCAACUGGGUGUCGCUUUGAACGCCCUGCUGGACGUGGGUAACACUUAUGGUGUCAAGGAGCAAACUGCCAUCUUACCUGGCCUCAAGUCUUGUGUCACAGCUCUCGACAAACUGUCCCAGCAGCAUAAAUUGGCCCGGGAUCUAACCAGCCUAGCAGGAAAGCAUCUCACUUCACUCCAGUCACUUGUUGAACGUGCUUCCAAGUCCUCAGUGCUAGGCCCAGGGGAAAACAACUCUUUCCCAGGGGAUGCAGCACGUUCCUGGCAAUCAGCAAGCCCACCAGAACUGACCAUAAGUGAUCCGCUUGCAAAUGCAGCUCGGCAUGAUACUAGCACCGUGAAAGCCCAAACAGGACCGCCUUUCACAAUAACCUCGAGCGCGCCGCGGGUACAGUCUGCCGAGAUGCCCAAACCUAUGAUUUGGAUAAGUCAGGCAGCAGUGAUCGAAGAUCCAAUCUUUCCAGCAUAUUCUCGAGAGAUACUGGCACUUUUCAACAUGUAUAGUAACGAGAAGAAUGACAAGCCUGUGGAAAGCUCCCUCGAACCUCGAAUUAGUUGGCGUGCAAACGACACCCACGAGUGGCAUCGAAGGAUAAGCCAACGAGACAUUCCUGAGAAAGUUGCCUCCCCAACAUUUAUAGCAUCCGACCCCCAAAUGAGCAUCAGCCCACCGAAUCCGAUCGGAGGUCAGGGUCCAACAUCGGGAAACGUCUCACAGCCACCAGGUCUCCCAGCAACAGGCGACAAUGAUAACGAGUUUUCCGACCCAGCGGUGCUAGGGUCACACAACUUUGACGUUGAUGCUUUUUGUUCGGCCAUGAACUGCCAGGAUUUCAGUCAACCAAUGGAUUGGAUCCCAGAGCUUGAUUUUGAUUCGUGGAUUGACUUGCCUGUGCCGGACGUACCAGUCCCGCCGAUAUUUGGCGAAAUGGGCACGCAUACUAGAAAUUGA
Messenger RNA from Cladophialophora bantiana CBS 173.52, 2064 nucleotides. RefSeq lists its product as uncharacterized. The record is from RefSeq and is a predicted model, not a curated record. The transcript has a single exon. The coding region runs from base 1 to 2064 and encodes 687 amino acids. NCBI's taxonomy places the organism in Eukaryota, Fungi, Ascomycota, Eurotiomycetes, Chaetothyriales, Herpotrichiellaceae.